Molecule: messenger RNA, 822 nt
Organism: Branchiostoma floridae (Florida lancelet)
Lineage: Eukaryota; Metazoa; Chordata; Leptocardii; Amphioxiformes; Branchiostomatidae
Exons: 2
Coding region: 288-785 (165 amino acids)
Cellular component (GO): membrane
Source: RefSeq, a predicted model, not a curated record
UGUCUAGUGGAAAUAGAUCAUUCGGUGUUGAUGAUGACUACGACUACUCUGUAUUACAGAUGCCUUUCAGUUGCUUUAUAGUUUUCUUCAUAUAGAUUGUGCAUUGCAUCGGUUCGGUCAAGAAUUCACCUGGUAUUUAGUAACACAUUUCAUAAAGAGUUGAGCAACAUCAUACAUAAUGAUAUAUUUCGUCUACAGCAUAGUCACGAAUAAUUGCAUUAUUUUCAGGUUGGUGUAGAGAAAGAAAACACGUUUUCUAAAAAAUAGUACCGCUGCACUGUGACAAGAUGGGGUGUUGUGGUGGCAAAUGUGAAAACGUCCUAUUUAGAAAUGCGAAGAAUGGCGACUUUGUCCAGUCAGCGUGGGGUAAGAGCCGCGCUCCCUAUAUAGCGUUCCGUGGAUUCUUCACGCUGUUCCUGGUCAUCUUCUUGAUCUGGCAUCUGUACGACUCCUUCAGUCGCGACACGCUGUACUUCACCAAGGCCGACAACUGGGGAUACCUUCUGCUCGUCAUCUACUUCAUCUGGGCGCUCGUCCUCGCAUGUGUCGACUACUGGCGGAAGCAAUCGUCCACCGAAGUCAUUCGGCUGCCGAAAGUGGAAGAUAAUCUUGAGGGCCGCCUUCCCUGGUACUUCCAAGUUCAGUGGCUCCUCUUCAACGUCAGUUUCACUGUGGCGUUUUUCGUCCUCUUCGUGUACAAUGGCCUUGUCAUCAAGGGGACUUCUAGCGUCCAGGUAAAGGCCUUAAAACCAUUAAGUAAUGUUCGUCCUCGCCGUCUUGCUUGACGGGUAUAGGUCAGGGUAUGAACUGUGUCUGAAUCAU